UCACAUACUGAGAAAAAACCCUGGACCAUUACUGAAGAAAGCUCUGAUUUAAAAAAUGGUCUCAAAUAACAGUGUAGAGUGAUUAUAUUGGGAAAACCUUUUUGAAGCUGAAGUUUUUGCUUAGAAUGUUUAAUGCAAUUUAAUGGGACAACAGUUCGGGCUGUUGAUAUUCUCUCUGAUUCAAACAGGAGAGACUAAUCUGACAUUUUCAAGGAUGCCAAUAAUGCCGCUUCCCCAAAGUUGACACCUGACAUCUUGUCUUACAAUGAGCGAGGAUGGAUAGCUCAACCACCCCCACAGCAGAGUCUGCUGUUUGCAAUGGAUUUGUCAACAGUGUGUUCAAUAUUUCGCUAGACGAGGAAAGUAAAAUGGGGAUUUCAUGGAUUCCAGAGUCCAUUUCCUCAGACCCCACAAUUCCCUGUCAGACACUCAGAAGAGAGAAGCCAGAAGCCAACCAGCGGUCAAGGACACCAGGCAUUUGGAAGGUCCUUAACCGACGCAAGACCGCUUCUGACCUAGAACGCCGACCUCACUCGAUGAUCCUCCCAGGUGAAAUGUCCUUUCUCAAACUGUCCAUCACAAACAAAGUGAGAUCCUUCAAGAAAUUAAAGUCUCCAUCUGUCUUUAGAGGGAAAGCUGGCAAGCUCUCCAGUGCUAAAUUCAACAGCGAUCUGAAAGAUGAUGUUGAUGACAUAAAUAUGUGCAAGGACUCUCCCUCUUCAGAGCACAAGAACAUUUCCAGGAAUAAACCCAAGAGACAUUCAUUUGCAGGACACACCACAAACUUCUACUGUUCGUUUGAGCACACAGACCCAUCUGGAACUCCAGAGAGUGAGCAACAGGCACUUCAGGACACCUUUAGUAACCAAAAUGGGUGCAAGUUUUCCGAAAGAGUGACUUACACAAAAAAAUCUCCCUCCAACUUGUCAAACUGCAACAUUUCAUCUGUAAGUGACAAUGAAGAACAUUAUGUGAAGCAAAGCCUCAAGAUACCUCAAAGAAGACGAUGGUCAAAGGGGGGCGAUGUUUUAACUUACUUGAGAAGAAUUUCUCUUAAAGGAAGGGGAAGUUCACCUUUGGCCGAGAGCAGUUUUGAGUCAAUGAAUACUCUGGACAGAACCAUUGACUCUGACUACGGCUCGGUCAACUUUGAAUUCGUCAAAGAUUUGAACUCUGCACCUGAGCAUGCAGGGCUUGAUGGGAAAAGCAGCCAUUUUAGAGGCCUUUUUCGAUUUUUUAACAGUGUGGCUGAGACCGCGAUGAGAUGGAGAAAAUCUUCUCGAUCUUUCUCCCCCCCUGAAGGACAGAGAUCUCCUCAGGACUUGCAGAAGAUUCAACCAUCAGGAGAACUCAUCCACAAUACUCCUUUGACAUUAAGGAGUGAGCAUAAAGCAGAUACCUCAGAUCAGGGUAAAUCUAUGUUAUCCACUGACACCAUUUCCAAGGUGGUUUCACCUGCCAAUCCCAUGGCGGGUCGCUCUCCUGCUGUGGUGCUGAAGGCCUGGAGAACAUGUCCAGACACUGCAAGAGAUUACAGUUCCUUGUGUAAUGACUCUGGUGGAUCUCAAUUGCAGCUCAACUCGAUUCACAUCUCUCUCGCCACCAUUGAAAACCACUCAAGAUGUAAAGAAGCAGAAAACAGCCCCUGCUCAGAGCCACUGGACCAGAGAAAUUCUGAAACUUUUGAAUACUCACACUUAUCUAGCACAACAGUUGAUGAAAAUCAAGAUAUUUGCACUGAUAAGAGGAAAAUACCCAACUGUCCAGAGAACUUAUUUAAGGCCUGCUCUCGUCCUGUUGGCCAAUCGCCUGCAGAUCCUCCAUUUAAAGUUUUGCUUCAGCGGUGUCGCUCGCUGCCUCUGCCCACCACGCUCUCAGCUCUAGAGCAACUGGACCUGAUGCAUUUGCUCACUCUACCAGCAAAGUCAAAGAGUGCUCUCCGCAUGAGGAACGGCAGCACAGGAUCCAACCGCCUGAAGCUGUUCAGACCAGGAUCAGGGCCACUGCAUAUCAACAUGUUGAUCAGUGGGGGUUCGGUGGUCAGCGCAGAGGCAGUAUGGGAUCAUGUGACAAUGGCCGAGAGGGAGCUGGCGUUCAAGGCCGGAGACCUCAUCAAAGUCCUGGAUGCCUCCAACAAAGACUGGUGGUGGGGCCAAAUCGAUGAGGAGGAGGGCUGGUUUCCCGCCAGCUUUGUGAGGGUUGAUCCCUACCUUCUUCAGUGUUACACAAAACCAGUUUUCUAUAUCAACCCUAUAGCAACUCCAAGGUUCCAUAACACAACGGCAAAGCUGUGGGUUAACCAGGAAAACGGAGCCAGAGAAACAGUGGAGGUUACCAAUGAGUUACAGAAUGAACACAUUGACCCAGGCAACGGUUGUCUUUGUAUCGGCCAACCACUUCAGAACCGAGAUCAGAUGAGAACUAACGUCAUCAAUGAGAUCAUGAGCACUGAACGUCACUACAUCAAACACCUGAAGGAUAUAUGUGAGGGAUAUUUGAGGCAAUGCAGAAAGAGGAUUGACAUGUUCAAUGAUGACCAACUAAAAGUGAUCUUCGGGAACAUUGAGGAUAUCUACAGAUUUCAAAUGGGAUUUGUGCGAGACUUGGAGAAACAGUACAACAUUGAGGAACCCCAUCUCAGUGAAAUAGGACCAUGCUUCCUGGAACAUCAAGAUGGCUUCUGGAUAUACUCAGAGUACUGCAACAACCAUCUGGAUGCCUGCAUGGAACUCUCAAAGCUGAUGAAGGAUGGCCGCUAUCAGCACUUCUUCGAGGCCUGUCGGCUCCUCCAGCAGAUGAUUGACAUCGCUAUUGAUGGCUUCCUGCUUACUCCUGUGCAGAAGAUUUGCAAGUAUCCACUCCAGCUGGCAGAGCUGCUGAAAUACACAGCGCAGGAACAUAGUGAUUAUCGUUAUGUGGCAGCAGCACUGGCUGUCAUGCGAAAUGUUACCCAACAAAUCAAUGAACGCAAAAGAAGACUGGAGAACAUUAACAAGAUCGUCCAGUGGCAGGCCUCGGUGCUGGAUUGGGAGGGUGAUGAUAUUCUGGACAGAAGUUCAGAGUUGAUCUACACUGGUGAGAUGUUGUGGAUCUAUCAGCCGUACGGCAGGAGCCAGCAACGAGUCUUCUUCCUAUUUGAUCAUCAGCUUGUUUUGUGCAAAAAGGACCUGAUACGACGGGACAUACUUUACUACAAAGGCCGUAUUGACAUGGACAGGUAUGAUGUGAGAGAUGCUAUCGACGGGCGAGAUGACGACUUUAACGUCAGUGUGAAGAAUGCAUUUAAGUUGCACAACAUAGACACAGAUGAGAUUCACAUCUUUCUUGCCAAGAAACUGGAGGAAAAGAUACACUGGCUAAGAUCUUUUCACGAGGAACGCAAGAUGGUGCAGGAGGAUGAAAAAAUUGGUUUUGAAAUUUCUGAAUAUCAGAAACGACAAGCUGCCUUGACCGUACGUAAAGUGACCAAACAGAAAGGUGUGAGUCAGAGCAGGUGUGCAUCUCCAUCUUACCCAUCAUCGCCGCAUGACCCCUUGAUUCAUGGACGCCACAUGCUCUCUGAUGAAAUGCCACAGUCAGAUGUUGAAUUCCAGCUUGCCAAAUCAGGACAGUCUCCAUUCUGGCACAACUUUAAUAAGAUAACAUCAUUAAAAAAUGGCAAAAAGUAGUUCACUUUGUGUCUAAAUACUUCUAGCACUGGAAUGACUGAAUUUAUCGACAGGAAAAACAAUAAAAAGCCCUUCAAGCAGAAUUGACAGACUAACUGACAAUCAUGAUUCAGGUCCAUAUUUGUACUGUAUAAUUUGCCGUUACUGUAUAUUGACUUUUAUUUUGCCUUGUGGAAUCUGAAGGCAAUAUUCAGCAGAACUGGCCAACAAAAGGUGCUCGAUGCCCUGCUGUGAAAAUGGAUCUCAAGUGUUCUGUAAAGGUCUGUAUGAUCAAAGAAUAUUAAUUCAUACUGUUGUGUCUACAGGCUGAUCGUGAAGAGCAUUUGCUUGAGGAGAUUCACGUGUUACUUCAAAAGUGUGCCAUACACCGCAUUAUAAAAGCAAGACAACAAUUGUGAGCUAUACACACUUUUAACUUCCGAAUCUUCCAAACAGUGUAUGGCUUUCUAGUGAAAGUCAAUUGGGGGAAACAAAGUUUGCUAAUAUGCUUAUUUUUGCUUAUUAGUCUUAGUUAAGAUUAACAUGCUUUAGAUAACAUUCCAGCAUUGUAGACCUGUUACAAUUUAGUAUCAUGUUCUACUCAAAGUUUGACAUUGCCUGAACUAAUUUCAUAUAGUGAAUAUAGAUGUGUUUGUAUGACUGUUAAAGUAUUUUUUUGAAUUUCCCUCCAAAGGGGUUUAUUUUCAACUGUAUUAUUUUAUUCAUCUGUAAUAAGCACAGUGAAACCAUUCAUAUGAUUUGUAUAUAAGUUUCCUUUUUAUAAUGUAUAAAAUCUACUCUAAAUACUAUUUAUUAUUGUAGGUAAUAGCAAAUAUUGAGCAAAAUGCAGGGUUAUGGUUAGGUUAGGUACAGUAUUUUGCAGAAGUCUGAGAUCACCCAAGAACAAAUAUUUCUAAACUAUUUGUCUAAUCAAUUUUAUAAGAACAUCCAAAUACAAGUCAACAUUAAGACAAUAAAAGGUCAUAUAAUUAUUUAUUUUUUUAAAUGUCUCGGUAUUUUAUAAGAUGUUAUGGUUUCUUCGGCAAAUGUCAGUGCUGUAACCACUAUCACAUGGCCUAAGACUUUUGCAGACAUUGCAUUAAUCAUGUAAUAAUGGACCCUGAAGAACAGCUGUUGAUGGACUCGUAGAUAGAAAUGACAGUAAAUAAAUGAGAAAAACAGGACAACAAAAUCAACAGAAAACUAAUAACUGUGAACAUUCAAAUCAGCCAUCUGGUAUUUCCAAUGAGACUGAAGGGAAGAUGCCUUAUUGCAGAAGUCAUAUCCUGCAUCCCAAAUCAAGUACUGUCAGAUUAUGUACUAUAUUUGAUGAAGAAUGUAUUUCUCGGCCGGUAAAACAGCAGGUUUUUUAGGUAUGAAUAGGUUUCAGACACACAUCAUCUGGGGACAUGGUCAUUGACCCAUGACCUGAAUAUAUGACGUGAUCACAAUACCCACAAAAAUAAACUACUCUGGUUUUGUUAAACAAGCACCAUUUAAGCACAAGGAACAACUUUCUCAGUAUACAAAGCACUUGCAGUUUAAAAGAGCUUGUGGUUCAUUUUCGACAUGAUGUCUACCCAGCUCCUGAGGGAUUAUGGUUUCGCAAAGUGUCCAAUCGAUCCACACUUCAGAAUCUCACCAGAAAUAGUCAGUCAUCUGGGUAUUUCUCACUUACUGCUUCAUGAAUACUGUGGAUUUGGACAUACUACUCCAUUGGCAUACUGUUUUUGGCAUACAAUAUAUAGUAGUAUGUCUGUGAAUGGAGCUAUCCAGGGCAUUUCAAAGAUGUACAGCAAUGGCCAAAAGUAUUGGCAGUGACAUACAUUUUUUGUUUUGCAAAGUUUGCUGCUUCAGUAUUUUUAGAUAAUUUUUUCACAUGUUUCUAUGGUAUACUGGAAAACAAUGAUAAGCAUUUCAUGAAUUUUAAAGGCUUCUAUUGGCAAAAACAUUAAAUAUAUGUAAAGAAUCAAUAUUUACAGCAUUGACCCUUGUUCUUCAUAACCUCAGUAAUUCACUCUGGCAUGCUGGAUAUCAGCUUGUGGCCCAAGUCCUGACAGAUGACGAUCCAUUCUUGCCUUAUUAGUGUUCGGAGUUGAUCAUAAUUUGUGAGCCACAGGUUCUCUAUUGGUUUAAGAUCCGGGGAGUUGCCUGGCCAUGGAUCCAAAAUUUCAAUGUAAUGAUCUCCGUGCCACUUCAUUAUCACUCUUGCCUUGUGACAUGGUGCUCCAUCAUGCUGGAAAAUGCACGGAUCAUCACCGAAUUGCUCCUGGAUUGUUGGGAGAAGUUGCUCUUGCAGGACGUUUUGAUACCAUUCUUUACUCAUGGCAGUGUUUUUGGGCAUAAUUACGAGAGAGCCCACUCCCUUGGAUGAAAAGCAACCCCACACAUGGAUGGUCUCAGGAAGCUUCACUGCCACGACAGAGGAUUCAUGGUAGCGUUCACCUUUUCUUCUCUGGACUAUCGAUUUUCCAGAUGUCCCAAACAGUCAGAAGGGGGCUUCAUCCGAGAAAAUAUUACUUCUGCUGUCCAAUCCUUGUACUUCCUGCAGAAUUUCAGUCUGUCCUUGAUGUUUUUCUUGGAGAGAAGUGGCUUCUUUGCUGCCCUUCUUGACACCAGGCCAUUGUCCAAAACUCUUGCCAGGGCCAAAAAACAGUGAAAUUUGGUGUUUUUAGGAGUUAAUUUGUUUUUGCCAAUGAAGCUUUUUGCAAUUAUUUAAAAUGCAUCUGAUCUCUCUGCACAAUAAUCUAGAAACAAUGUGAAUCAACACCACAACAACUGAAGCAAAAUACAUUGCGAAACACAAUAUUUAUGUCACUGCCAAUACUUUUGGCCAUGGCUAUACUAUGGGGGUCAAAGUUCACCAGCAUCAUUUUGGUUAGGUGUGAGUGCAGUAUUGUCCUGUUGGAGGGUCUCGGACAGGAUGUUUCACUGUCACAGAGUCAUUUACAUUUAUCCAUUUGGCUCUUAUCCAGAGAAAUAUUCAAGGUCACAUUUGACCAUUGUGUAUGUUCCCUGAGAUCGAACCAACAGCAUUGGCUCCACUAGCGUGAUGCAGUUGUGCAACAAAAACAUAAAAGAAAGUCAUUGAGACAGUCAUUGUUUCAACAGCAGUUCAUGUAGCAGAUAUAAAAGAAUCUUUCAAUAAUCAUGUUUCAAUCCAAGUUAAUAAUACAAUGUAUACAAAUAGAAAAAGAAAAGAAAAAUAUAGCAAAAACAAUAUGCAAAUAAAGCAGUGUUUAUGUCCCAUGUGUUCAAGAGAACAAAAUCAUUACUUCCGGGGCACAAAAUGGAUGUUUAAGCCACUGUGGCUCUUCUGUUCAAUGCAAUCAAUUACUGGCAGGUUAGAGCACACAGACAAAUUGCUCGGAUGAACUUUGUUCACUAGCUUAAUCGAUUAGGGAAGAUGCCUUAUGUCUGGGUUUUGGCUCUGGCAUUUCACAAUAACCAGAAAAAUAUUUGAGAUGAUAUGUGAUGAUAUUGGUCUGCUGGUUAGUUCAGUUACGAGUGAAUUUAUUUUUUAAUGUCUUUACUUUUUUCCUAGCACAUCUAGGAUUUUAUUUGGUAUAUAUGUUUCCAUAGUUGUUAAUGCGGAUGUCUGCUAAUAGAAUAAAUACAAUUAUCCACCUCAAGCAACCAUAUAUGCAUAUUUGGAAGAUUUUAUUUGCACCUUGUUAUUUCCAUCCAGCAUUUUUUUGCAAUAUCCCAAAAUUCAAAUAAAAGCACGUUGAUGUGAGCCCGGCACAUGUGAUCAGGUUCAGCUGUAGUGUGCUCACUUGAUGACUAUCAGGACACUGAGACGGUGUCAUUCAAUCGAUCUGGGAAACCAGUAGAUGAUUUGGCUGGCUAGAGCAUGCUUGUGGUCUUUUACUUUCGGAAAUAUUUGUGUGAUUGAUAAGCUUUGUGUCUUACUGCACAAAUUGCAGUGCUGGUCAGAGAGGCUCAAAUUUUAUCAGAAUGUUUCAUUAUUAUUAAUACUUAACCUAAGCAGAAUUCACCUUCACGAAUUCUUGUGUGGCUAUCGAUAAUUUGAUAAGCUACAUUCAGCAAAUGUAAACACUGAAAAAAACAUUGGAUUUAAAGAUUGUUUUGUGUGAUAUGGACUGAUAUCUAUAGAUACUCCUAACCAGUAAUGUGAUAAACUCAGAACAAUAUAAAUUAUCAUUGUCUAAUGUUACUUUUUAUAAUGAGGUCAGUCAUGACAAAAUGAAUGAACAUAUUGUGUGGGCUGUAAUAAUUUGAGUGAAAAUCCAUGACUUCUCUAUAUUAAUUCUGAAUGACUUGCAGACUAUAAAUGACUACAGUCAUACAAGUCUGCCUAAAAUAUCUCAUACAGUGAGUUGAACCAAAGUUUAGCUCAAAAUGUUGUUCAGCAUUACCUUGAAGCAUUUGACUAGUGUUUAAAACCUGCAAAAAGUGACGUUUUCAUUCGUAUCCAUCACACAGUUUGACAGAAUUAUAUCUUGGUUUUCACCAUUUUUGUUUGUAUGUUUCACUGUGUGUAAAUUAGCUGUUGAAUGAUGUGAUGUUAGACUUGGCUUAUGCAUUGUCACUUCAUACUGUUGAAUAUCAUGAACAAAAUGAGAUGAAACAAUGAACAGAAUGUUUGGUUUUUAUGUCAUUUUUGUACAUCAACAUGUGUUUUACAAUUAGUAUUGAUUAUUUGAAGAUGCAUGCUUUAUUGGUGACUUGAUUAUCAAUAUGUUAUUCAAAUCAAUGGUAACUGUUACACUUUAAUGUGUUUGAAGGACUCCCAAUUUGCUGCUUCAAUAUACAAAAACAUCAGUCCUUAAUGUGCAAUAAACACAACACAUCAUGUCUACUGCCUCAUUAAGCCAUAAGGGAUGUUCUCAUUGAUGCUAAUAUGUGCUUAUAAUAUUACUGUGCCUCUAAAUAUACACAUCAAAACCAUUUCCUACAUUAGAAUGAUGGAUUCUCAUGUAAAGUCCAGAAGAGAGCUAGAUGUUAGAUAGAUGCUCUGGAUAUUGACUCUGAGUUUUGACUACUUAAUUUAACACCCUGACUACAGCCUGAAUUUAAUCAUGAACUCUGAAAA
Xyrauchen texanus (razorback sucker) is the source of this 8703-nucleotide messenger RNA. Its product is annotated as rho guanine nucleotide exchange factor 9-like. The transcript has 14 exons. Lineage: Eukaryota; Metazoa; Chordata; Actinopteri; Cypriniformes; Catostomidae. Gene Ontology annotation, molecular function: guanyl-nucleotide exchange factor activity; protein binding. The record is from RefSeq and is a predicted model, not a curated record. Bases 276 to 3668 code for a protein of 1130 amino acids.